This is a messenger RNA of Glossina fuscipes, 1486 nucleotides long. RefSeq names its product estradiol 17-beta-dehydrogenase 11-like. Gene Ontology annotation, cellular component: lipid droplet. Lineage: Eukaryota; Metazoa; Arthropoda; Insecta; Diptera; Glossinidae. The transcript has 7 exons. Gene Ontology annotation, molecular function: oxidoreductase activity, acting on the CH-OH group of donors, NAD or NADP as acceptor. The record is from RefSeq and is a predicted model, not a curated record. Bases 90 to 1184 code for a protein of 364 amino acids.
UUUUAAAUAUUUUUUUGUUGUUUUUUUUUUUGGUUUUUCGUGCAAACGUUUAUUUUAUUAUUGAAAUUUGAAAAAAAGUGUGUCAGAAAAUGGUGGAAACAGCGACCACAACGACCAUAACGCAUGUAACGAGUACCACACCUGUACCACCACCACCAACAACCACUCCCACUGCUCAUAACAUCUCAAUCGCGACCAGUUCCACUGCAACACUAGCCAGUUCUCGUCAAAAUGAUGAGGUUACUAGAGGCAUUUUCAAUUUGAAAAUUAUUGUCUUUCUCCUAUUAUUGCCAUUAAUAUUGUUUGCGGUAUUUUUAAAACAUCUGCUGGAUUAUCUCUUCGCUUUGAAUCUUAAAGAAAAAGAUGUUACGGGAAAAGUAGCUCUGGUGACCGGCGGGGGUAGUGGAUUGGGAAGAGAAAUUGCUAUUGAAUUGGCACGUAAAGGAUGUAAACUUGCUGUAGUUGAUGUCAAUUCGAAAGGAUGUUACGAAACUGUAGAUAUCAUUUCGAAAAUUCCACGCAGUAUAGCCAAAGCGUAUAAGACGGAUGUUUCUUCGCCACGUGAAUUGCAGUUGAUGGCUGUUAAAAUUGAAAAAGAACUUGGUCCCGUAGAUAUUUUGAUCAAUAAUGCCUCAUUGAUGCCGAUGACAUCAACACCGCAGUUGAAAAACGAUGAAAUUGAAAGAAUUAUUUCCGUUAACUUGGGCUCUUAUAUAAUGACUACAAAAGAAUUCCUUCCAAAAAUGAUUGCACGAAAAUCUGGUCAUGUUCUUGCUGUCGCCGCUUUAUCAGGUCUUGUGCCUUUACCGGGAGCUGGAAUUUAUUCUGCAACAAAAUAUGGAAUUAUGGGGUUUAUGGAAGCGUUAAGAAGCGAACUGCGUCUCUCUGAUUGUGAUUACGUUCGCACUACGGUGGCCAACACGUACAUGAUGAGGACAAGUGGCGAUUUACAUUUACUCAGCGACGCUGGAAUUUCGAGUAGUUAUCCUGGCUUACCUACAACAUAUGUUUCAGAAAAAAUUGUCCGUGGCAUGCUGCUCAAUGAGCGUAUGGUGUACGUGCCAAAAAUAUUUGCCUUAAGUGUCUGGUUACUCAGAUUAUUGCCUACCAAGUGGCAAGAUUACAUGCUAUUACGUUUUUAUAGUUUCGAUGUUCGCAGCUCACAUUUAUUCUACUGGAAGUAAGCGAAAUGUGCCAAAAAUGAUUUUAAAAUUAAAUGAAUUAAAUAAUAAUAAUAUUUAAUCGAAAAGUGCUUUAAUUUGUUAAGAUGUUAGGGCCAUUGAGUAUCGUUUCUCAAUUCGAUUAUUAACAUUUUCAACAUAGCAUUCAUUCCACUACAUUCAACAUUUGCAUUUGCAUUUCAAUAAAGCAGGGAAGUCUUCAUGUUUUUCACUCGUGUGUUAAUUGAAUUAAAAAUUAAAUUUUUGUUUUGAAAAACGAUAAGAUUUGAAAGUGCUCUGACAUGAAUAUUCAUAUAUAUAUAUAU